UUGAUCAUUUUUGAUUCAAAUUCUUCAAAUGUUUGUGAAGAGUUUCCAUUUCCUUUGGAAGGUUUUGGUGCAUUUGCUUUUGUUUCCUCUUCUAUCUCCUCUGUAUUUUGUAUUUUUGCUCCAUCAAAUGUGUCCAAAUUGCCCCCUUCUUGUUUUUUCUAUUGUUUUGAGGCUUUUUUAUUUCUGUGCUGUUUGCCAUCUCUUUCUGAGUGAGGGGGGCUGGCUCUUCUGUUAUCUGUCUGAUGUUCAGUGGCUUUAGCCCCAGGCAAAUUGUCUGUCUUCCCAAGGAAGCCCGGAAUUGCUGGUGUUUCGUUGUUUUGGUGUUACUACCCUCCUCAGUUCCCUCCCAAUGCUUCUCUGUUGCCUUACUUCUACGCUCUGCCCCUGGAUUGACACUCUCAGAUGUAUUUCAAUGCCUUUGCUGACCAGAGGAGCCUGCACUCUGAAGGGGAGGGGCCGUGGAUUCCAGGAGCUCCAAGGGCUGGUGAUAGGAUUAACCUCAGACUGAGUAUGCCCUGAGGCAGGGCCCUUCGGUGAGACUCAGAUGGAAGGAUCUGGUCAGGGGGCUACAGGUUCUCCCAGUCUCUCUCUGUUUCCCUGCUGUAUGGGUGCCCCAGCAACUGGGUCAGUUUGUUUUCAGGGUGCGGCCUUCAGAAUAGCCAGCUCCUGAGGCCCUUUUGCCUGCCCUGAGGUUCCUGCUGCUGCCUCUGAUUCAGUGCUCUGGGUUGGGGGAGAUGGGUCCUGGGACCUUCCUUCUGCCUACCCCUUAGAUCUGAGUGAUCUUGGAUUCUGCCUUUUGGGGGACCGUACCCUUUGAUCCAGGUCCAGGAGGAAUGUUCCUGGGGUCUAUUCUGUUGUUUGUUUUGAAUUCCAGUGCCCUAGGAGCAUUCAGUUUGAGAUCGGUAAGGAAGGGUUUCUGGAGCUUUGAACUUUAGCUUUCUCUAAGCUGCCAUCUUGACUGGAAGUCCUGAGGUGCUAUUUAACUCAUACAUAUUCAUUAUCAAUAUUAUUUUCAUUGUCCAUUAUACCUCUAAGCAUAAUGACAUUUUAAUUUCUCUUUUAACCAUAAUUAUUUUUAUUGUUGCCUUGUCUGUUUUCAAAAUAGCUACCUCUCCUUUUUUUUAGGUCAUUUGAGUUCUCAUAAAUUCUGUUUUAGCCCCUCAUUUUAACUACAUGUGAAUUUAUUUUGUUUCUAUUGUAAUUUUGUAGAUAACAUGCUUUCGGGCUCAAAACUAUGGAACACUUUAUGCAUUUUCAUGUCAUCUUUGCCCAGGGGCAAUGCUAAUCUUUUCUGCAUCAUUCCAAUUUUUAAUAUAUACUGCUAAAACAAGCAUCCAUUUUCUUUUUCCUAUAUUCAAGACUCCACUAAUUAUCUGCCUCUAACCCAUGUACAUAUCCUGAGAUAGCAGCUGCUUGUUUCCCUGAUGGAUUUGUGCAAGUUGAGGAAACGGAGGCGAACAGAAACUGUGUGACUUGCUGGAUUUAUAUCUUGGAGUGGAGAAUGGGGCGUCUGCACUCGUUGCUACGGGACCAGCAACUGGAUUUAGGAUUCCGUGAGCGUGGGCGGCGAGGCAAGAAGGUCCAAGUCUAAAACCAUGAUCCAGGAUCCUCGGAAUGCAUCAGCGCCCCGGUCUCCUAGCAACCAAGGAGGCCCACAACUCAAGGAAGUCUUCCUUUCCACGGCUGCGCAGUAGCCGGAGCCCUGCUAUUCUCCCAAUCUUCAACUGCCUUCACCCAAUUAGGGAGAAGAGGCGGGUGUUGGCCGGCUGCCGUGGAGCAUGCUGGGUAGUGUCCAUAGUUCCUGUUGCUAAGGCUGUAGACGUGGGCACCGGAGUUUUCUCGUGUUCGGGUGUGCUGUAACUUGGGCGCUAAGGAAGAGAUGGUGAAGCAAACCAUUCAGAUCUUCGCGAGGGUGAAACCCACCAGCCGGAAACAGCCUCAAGGGAUUUACUCCAUAGAUGAAGAUGAAAAAGCAAUAUCCGCAUUGGAAAUAAUCUUACCACGUGACUUAGCAGAUGGAUUUGUGAAUAAUAAGCGAGAAAGCUACAAAUUUAAAUUUCAGAAGAUUUUUGAUCAAGAAUCAAAACAAGAUUCCAUUUUUGACAUAAUCGCCAAACCUGUUGCUGAAAGUGUUCUGGCUGGCUAUAAUGGCACUAUCUUUGCAUAUGGACAAACGGGCAGUGGCAAGACUUUCACUAUCACUGGAGGAGCUGAGCGUUACAGUGAUAGAGGCAUCAUUCCAAGGACCCUAUCAUACAUUUUUGAGCAAUUACAAAAGGACAGCAGAAAGAUGUAUACAACCCACAUUUCCUAUUUGGAAAUCUACAAUGAAUGUGGUUAUGAUCUGUUGGAUCCAAGACAUGAAGCCUCCAGUUUAGAAGAUUUGCCGAAGGUGACAAUAUUGGAGGACCCUGAUCAGAACAUUCAUCUGAAAAAUCUGUCUCUUCAGCAGGCAGCCACUGAAGAAGAAGCUUUGAAUCUUCUCUUCUUGGGAGAUACAAACAGAAUGAUUGCAGAGACUCCUAUGAACCAGGCUUCUACUCGUUCCCAUUGCAUUUUCACUGUUCAUAUCUCAAGCAAGGAACCAGGGUCUGCCAUUGUCCGUCGUGCCAAACUCCACUUGGUUGACCUGGCUGGUUCAGAGAGGGUCGCAAAGACUGGAGUUGGAGGCCAGCUUCUAACAGAAGCCAAAUAUAUCAACCUUUCCCUUCACUACUUAGAACAGGUUAUAAUUGCCCUUGCAGAGAAACACCGAUCCCACAUUCCCUAUAGGAACUCCAUGAUGACCAGUGUACUGAGGGACAGCUUGGGAGGAAACUGCAUGACAACCAUGAUUGCUACGCUGUCAUUAGAAAAAAGGAACAUAGAUGAAUCUAUAUCAACUUGCAGGUUUGCCCAGCGAGUGGCCCUCAUAAAGAAUGAAGCUGUUCUCAAUGAAGAGAUUGACCCCAGGCUGAUUAUUGGGCGUUUGAAAAAGGAAAUCCAGGAAUUGAAGGAUGAACUGGCCAUUGUCACUGGAGAACAGCGAACACAACAGCUCUCACAAAUGGAGCUCGAUAAAAAAAACCAUAACAAAGUUCAUUUGGAAGAAGAAAGGAUCAAGGAUAUAAAGGGAAACAAUGAAAAAAAUACAAAGGAAUGGGGGCUUGCAGUCCCAGAUCUCAGACUAUAUUAUAAAGCAGCGGUCAUCAAAACAAUUUGGUACUGGCUAAGAGACAGAAAGGAGGAUCAGUGGAAUAGACUCGGGGUAAGUGACCUCAGCAGGACAGUAUAUGACAAACCCAGAGUACCCAGCUUUUGGGAUAAAAAUCUACUAUUUCAUAAAAACUGCUGGGAAAAUUGGAGGACAGUGUAGGAAAGAUUAGGUUUAGAUCAACACCACACACCCUACACCAAGAUAAAUUCAAAAUGGGUGAAUGACUUGAACAUAAAGAAGGAAACUAUAAGAAAAUUAGGUGAACACAGAAUAGUAUACAUGUCAGACCUUUGGGAAGGGAAAGAUUUUAAAACCAAGCAAGACUUAGAAAGAGUCACAAAAUGCAAAAUAAAUAAUUUGGAAUACAUCAAAUUAAAAAAUUUUUGUACAAACAAAACCAAUGUAACUAAAAUCAGAAGGAAAUCAACAAAUUGGGAAGCAAUCUUCAUAAAAACCUCUGACAAAGGUUUAAUUACUCAAAUUUACAAAGAGCUAACUCAAUUGUACAAAAAAUCAAGCCAUUCUCCAAUUGAUAAAUGGGCAAGGGACAUGAACAGGCAGUUCUCAGCCAAAGAAAUCAAAACUAUUAAUAAGCACAUGAAAAAGUGCUCUACAUCUCUUAUAAUCAGAGAGAUGCAAAUCAAAACAACUCUGAGAUAUCACCUCACAUCUAGCAGAUUGGCUAACAUGACAGCUAUGGAAAGUAAUGAAUGCUGGAGGGGAUGCCUCAAAGUAGGGACACUAAUUCAUUGCUGGUGGAGUUGUGAAUUGAUCCAACCAUUCUGGAGGGCAAUUUGGAACUAUGCCCAAAGGGCGAUAAAAGAAUGUCUGCGCUUUGAUCCAGCCAUAGCACUGCUGGGUUUGUACCCCAAAGAGAUAAUAAGGAAAAAGACUUGUACAAGAAUAUUCAUAGCUGCACUCUUUGUGAUGGCCAAAAACUGGAAAAUGAGGGGAUGCCCUUCAAUUGGGGAAUGGCUGAACAAAUUGUGGUAUAUGUUGGUGAUAGAAUACUAUUGUGCUAAAAGGAAUAAUAAAGUGGAGGAAUUCCAUGGAGUCUGGAACAACCUCCAGGAAGUGAUGCAGAGCAAAAGGAGCAGAACCAGGAAAACAUUAUACACAGAGACUGAUACACUGUGGUACAAUCGAAGGUAAUGGACUUCUCCAUUAGUAGCAAUGCAAUGUCCCUGAACAAUCUGCAGGGAUCUAAAAAACACUAUCCACAAUCAGAAGAUAAACUGUGGGAGUAAAAACACCAAUGAAAAGCAACUGCUUGACUACAGGGGUGGAGGAGAUAUGACCAAGGAGAGACUCUAAAUGAACACUCUAAUGCAAAUACCAACAACAUGGAAAUGGAUUCGAAUCAAGAACACACCUGACACCCAGUGGAAUCGUGCUUCAGCUAUGGAGGGGGGGGGGUGAGGAAAAGAAAAUGAUUUUUGUUUCCAAUGAAUAAUGUUUGGAAAUGACCAAAUAAAAUAAUGUUUAUUUAAAAAAAAAAGAAAAUGAACCACUGUAGUUUCAUCCCUUAACAUUGUCUUUGGGCUAUUAAAAUGAAGGAAUAAAAAUGAGAGGAAUCCAUAUAAUAAGAGAAAAAGGCAGAUGUUAGCAGUAUUCUGGAUUUCUACAUGUGUUGAUUAUAAGAAUUUAAGGAUUACAUAGAUGAGUGGAUUUAUAUUACAGCUGUUUGCUAUAUUAUAGUUAUGUGAUUUUAAAGGAGCACAUGACAUGAAGACACUGAAUAAUGGACUUAGCUGAGACCUCUAAUUAAAGAUAUAGAAAAGUUUAUUAUGAUUCAA
Monodelphis domestica (gray short-tailed opossum) is the source of this 4992-nucleotide messenger RNA. Lineage: Eukaryota; Metazoa; Chordata; Mammalia; Didelphimorphia; Didelphidae. The record is from RefSeq and is a predicted model, not a curated record.